CAUUUGUUCCUUUUUGUCGCUCAAUUGCAAAACUUGGCAGACUCAUUCCCGAUUUCUCUUUAGUUGGAGAUAUUUAAUAAUCAAUAGAAAUAUGGCAAAACGUACAGCAAAUUCCAAAAUUGAAGAUGAACCAGCUGACUUAAAAAAAUCAAAGAACGAAAGUCUGUCAGAGAAAAUUCAAGAAUCUCGCAUAAAAUGUGCAAAAUCUGUUCAGGAUUUUAAAUUCAACAAAAAGCGAGUUCGUUUGUUGAAUGAAGUGGAAGAAUUCCUUGAAGGAUCUCAGGGCGUUCUUUAUUGGAUGGUCCGUGACCAAAGGGUGCAAGAUAACUGGGCUAUGCUGUUUGCCCAAAGACUUGCUCUUAAAGAAAAGACAUCCCUUCAUGUAUGCUUUUGUGUGGUGGUUCCAUUUCUCGAGGCAACCAAACGACAUUAUGAUUUUUUGUUGAAUGGACUGAAGGAAGUUGAAAAGGAAUGCUGCAAUUUGGAUAUUCAGUUCCAUCUUUUGAAAGGAGACCCAUCUUCUGAAGUAUCCAGUUUGGUAAAAGAGUUGAAUAUCGGUGCUGUUGUCACAGAUUUCAGCCCAUUGAGACUUCCAAGAAAAUGGUUGACUGAUUUAACAGAGAAUCUCCCUAAAAAUGUUGGCUUGUGUCAGGUGGACACACACAAUAUUGUACCAUGUUGGAUAACUUCUGAAAAGCAAGAAUAUGGUGCUAGAACUAUUAGAAACAAAAUCCACAGUCAAAUGUGUAACUUUCUCACUGAAUUCCCUCCUGUUAUCAAGCAUCCCCACAAAGCCAAAACUGAAGCCAAGCCUACAAAUUGGAAUACAAUUAUUGGGAAGUCUGAUAUAGACGAGACUGUCAAACCAGUGGACUGGGCUAAACCAGGUACAGUUGCAGGUUAUGCGACUCUGGAGAGUUUCUGCAAUGAACGUCUAAAACAUUUUGCCACAGAACGUAAUGAUCCUACCAAGAACAGUUUAAGUAAUCUGUCUCCUUGGCUCCGAUUUGGUCAUAUAUCUCCACAAAGAUGUAUACUGGUUGUUAAGAAAUUUCAGAAAUCUUACAAAAAUAGUGUUGAUGCAUUUGUUGAAGAGGCUGUUAUACGCAGUGAGCUGGCCGAUAAUUACUGCUAUUACCAGAAGGACUACGACAAUAUAAAUGGAGCUUAUGAAUGGGCUCGGAAUAGCUUGAAGCAGCAUGCUAAGGACAAACGAGAAUACGUUUACUCAAGGAAAGUGUUUGAAGAAGGCAAGACUCAUGAUCAACUCUGGAAUGCUGCCCAAAUACAACUUGUCAAAGAAGGUAAAAUGCAUGGCUUUCUAAGGAUGUAUUGGGCGAAAAAAAUUCUAGAAUGGUCAACUACUCCUUCUGAAGCACUGGAAAUUGCCAUAUACUUAAAUGACCGAUAUUCUUUAGAUGGAAUUGAUUCCAAUGGAUAUGUUGGUUGUAUGUGGUCAGUUUGUGGAAUCCAUGACAUGGGUUGGGCCGAACGACAGAUUUUUGGCAAAAUUCGUUACAUGAACUUCAAUGGAUGUAAACGUAAAUUUGAUGUCAACAGAUUUAUAAUGCGUUAUAAGAGCAAGUAAUGAUCAAGUACUGACAUAACUGUAAUUUAGUGUCAGCUGACAUCAUUCAUUUUAGACAGCCAUAUUCUUUCUUACUCUUUGAAUCUCAUGUUUGCUGUUUAUUUCACAUUUAAAAUUAUUUUUUGCAUGUAUUUUUUAAAAUUUUCUUUUCUUUUUAACCCUUUUGCUACCAACCUACCUGAAACUACCCUUGGUUCUCUCACACAAACUGUCUCAAAGUAACUUAAAUGCAAAUCUUCCAUCAAAAUUUCAUGUUAAUUUGUUCCAAACAUCAUCGUAAUAAUGACAAAGUUAUUUUACUACAUUCUUCAUUAUUUUCAAAAUUAAUAGAAACAAGGAACUUUAUUUCAGCAGAAAUAUGGUAAUAAAAGAGUUAAGAACUCUCUUCAUGCUCCACAUUUUAUUUGCUGUAAAACAUUUAAAACAAUGAACAUUUCAAACUCAGGGAUUUAUCAAAAUAACAUGUGGAUUACACUUUGUAAGAAAAUUUGGAUUUUUUUUUGUUCUUUGGUCAGUAAGUGUUAUUUCCUAUUUGCUUCUAUCUAGAAAUCAAAGGAAAUGACUACUAUUCCCUCCAAACAUUGCUUUUGUGUCCUGGAUAUCAAUGUUUUGAAACUGACCUAUUUUCCAUUACAUUUCAGACAAAUUCAGAGUUGGGUUGCUGAAGCAGAAAUAUCGUUAUAGCAAAUAUUCUGCUCAAUACAACAGAUUUGCUUGUCAGUUGCUGGCUUGAUCAUAAACACUUGAACAUGUCCCUUAGUGGCUGACAGUAUGUGCAUCUCUGAUCAUGAGCAGGAGUAGUGGGGGAGCAUCAUAACCAUGUGUUGAGAGGGAUUCUUUGGGAUUUGAAUAAAUGUAACAAAAGCAAAGUUUGUAGGAAAUAUUAGUCAUUUUUCAUACUUUGUUGGGGUAAGCAAAUAGGAAAUAACAGUUGCUACCCAAGGACAAAAAUCGUGUCACACAUUGUUAUCAGUGAUACUUAUGUAACUGGUCACUGGUGACUUAGCAGCUGAAACAACAGGUAUUUAUGUGUGAGAAGUUGACAUGAUGUUUAUAUUUUUCUACCUGGAUUAUUGAAACACCACAUUUAUAAGUUAAUAAUGACAUGUAAUCUUUUGAGUAGAAACCUCAUUAUAUUUCAUUUGUAACUACAUGCUGGGGAGAUGGAAUUCAUAGAAUCACUGCUUGCCACGUUGUUUGUUUCUGAUGUUACUGUUUUGCUUUUAUUUUGAUUCUACGGUCAUUAAUUAUUUUUAUUAUAAUAUCAUCACUUUUUAAAAACAAUUAAAAUUCUUUUGAGUGUAAUUUAUAAUUACAUGCUUGCUCAGGGAAACGGAACUCCGUAUUAAACUUGACAACCACAUCUGAAGGUGUCGGUUCCAGUUAGUGAGCAGUGUAUUUUUAUAACACAAUAAAAGCUUGAAAUAAACUUUUAAACUUCAUAUAAA
Messenger RNA from Octopus bimaculoides (California two-spot octopus), 3036 nucleotides. RefSeq names its product deoxyribodipyrimidine photo-lyase. Lineage: Eukaryota; Metazoa; Mollusca; Cephalopoda; Octopoda; Octopodidae. The record is from RefSeq and is a predicted model, not a curated record. Gene Ontology annotation, molecular function: deoxyribodipyrimidine photo-lyase activity. Gene Ontology annotation, biological process: photoreactive repair.